Messenger RNA from Trichomonas vaginalis G3, 216 nucleotides. RefSeq names its product protein of unknown function (DUF3447). Bases 1 to 216 code for a protein of 71 amino acids. The transcript has a single exon. NCBI's taxonomy places the organism in Eukaryota, Parabasalia, Trichomonadida, Trichomonadidae. The record is from RefSeq and is a predicted model, not a curated record.
AUGGAAGAUGACUUAGAAAAAUUCAUCCCAUUCUCAGAAAGCGAUGAAUUUGAUAAAGAUCAAAAACUUAAAAGUUAUUUAUAUCCAUAUUCUGAUAAAGGAUAUUCAUUACUUGAAUUAUGUUGUUAUCAUGGAGCAGUUUAUUGUUUCAAAUUAUUAAGAACAAAAUUUAACUCAGAAAUAACUCAAAAAUGUCUAAAAUUCUCAUUUUUGUGA